Penicillium pulvis is the source of this 6174-nucleotide messenger RNA. RefSeq lists its product as uncharacterized. The transcript has a single exon. NCBI's taxonomy places the organism in Eukaryota, Fungi, Ascomycota, Eurotiomycetes, Eurotiales, Aspergillaceae. The record is from RefSeq and is a predicted model, not a curated record. The coding region runs from base 1 to 6174 and encodes 2057 amino acids. Gene Ontology annotation, molecular function: protein binding.
AUGUCGCUAUCAGACUCCGAGGACUCGGCAGUCCUGGUUGGACCAGGCGAUAUCCGUGAUUUCAACAAAGAAAACAUCCUUCCUCUACCAGCAGACGAACUCCAAAAUAUCAGAAAUUGGCUGCAGCCCACCCCCUAUGAUCUAGAGAGGUCUGAGUUCUCAAGACAUCUAGCGUCGUACCUCCAGGGGACCGGUCAGUGGCUCAUAUCCACAAGCACAUACAAACAGUGGCACCAAGGCAACGAGAAUGGCCUUAUCUGGAUCAAAGGCGUACCCGGCUCGGGAAAGUCUGUUAUGGCCGCCUCGAUAAUUCAUCAGCUGUGCAAAGAAGAGGUCCCAGUCCUAUAUUUCUUCUUCCGACAGAUUAUUGAUGCAAAUCAUCAGCCGGUAGCCGUGCUACGGGACUGGCUAUGCCAGUUACUCCCCUUCAGUCCUCCCUUGCAGGUCAGACUGAGAGAUGAAUACCUACAAAAGAAGCGCCCUAUUAAUACUUUGGCUCUGAGCGACCUCUGGAAGGACCUCAAGUUUGCUCUAUCCGUCUUUCCUAAGGUCUACUGUGUCAUCGACGCCUUGGACGAGAUGGAUCAAGGCAAUGAUGGGUUUCUCCACUCCUUGGCCGAACUAGGACAGUGGCGCCUUGAAAGUGUUAAAGUUCUCAUCACCUCACGCCCAGUCGUUGCGAUUGAAUCUCCUCUACGACCCUUUCAUAUACCUCAUAUUCAAUUGGAUGAACGACUCGUGGACAAGGACAUUGCUGCCUAUGUGCAGUACAGAUUGCGAAAUUCAUCUGUUCCGCACGAUUACUGGCAUCUGGUCACUGAAGCUGUUCCUGGUCGGGCAAAUGGACUCUUUUUAUAUGCAAGGCUGUCAAUGGAUGCCUUCGUCAGGCCUGGAGCUGAUCCUCAGGUAGUACUCGAAACAUUACCUGCGGACCUGAACGUGAUGUACAACAAUCUAUUGCGUGAGCAUGCGACAAGAUCAACUGUCCCAAAUGAAUUCCAGCUACUUAUCUUGCAAUUGAUCACACAUGCAACUCGACCUCUUCGCCUACUGGAAGUCGCUGAGAUGGCUAAAGCUACCCAUGAGCCAUUUAAAUUCGAAGAUUGCAGUUUGAAAGGGAUCAAAAACCUGGUUCGAGCUACUUGUGGCCCGCUACUGCAGAUCCAUCAUGAUGAGACUGUCUCUGUUGUCCAUCAUUCAUUUACUGAGUUUCUCAAAGGAUUCACUCGCGAAAAGCCACUGUAUGAUUCGAGCUACCCUAUCCUAGAGGCCGGUCCAACCAACAAGCGUCUUGCCGAAGCAUGCAUGGACUAUCUUACGUCUGGCUGCCUAGACAAACUAGAAAUCAAAAAACGCAGCAAGGAGGACGAGUUUUACCACCCCAAAAAGGCUCAGCAAAGUGGCACCAGGCUUCAAUUUCCGUUCCUCGAAUAUGCGGCUGCUAACUGGUACAUCCAUGCCCGCCGCGCAACGCUCGCUGGUGUAGACAUGUCAUCAUUCUAUAAGAAUAUAGACAGCUUCGUCGCGGACAAUCAGAGAUUUGUUGCCUGGCUAGAUAUCGACUGGCCAGAGAACUUCAUUCAAGGCCUCACUCCGCUCCACGUCGCAGCUCGCACUGGAUUGUCUCAAUACGCUAGCCAUUUAAUUCAUGAAGGUGGUGCCGACCCAAACGCCAAGAGCCAUCACGGCGAUCCUCCUCUCUACUGGGCAGCUCUAAGUGGCCAUGCGGAUGUUGUGCAGAUUCUUAUUGAGAAUGGGGCAGAUCCAGAUGGAGAGGCAAACGAAGGAUACAAACCCCUUCAUAAAGCUGCUAGCCACAACCGCGCUGAUGUUGUCAGGGUUUUGCUCGCGGCCGGUGUUGAUCCACUCACGCCAAAAACAAAACGUGAACCAGGCAAUUGGUGUGGCAACGCACCAACAUCCAUGGGUCAUACCCCUUGGAUGUAUGCUUGCACAAAUGGACAGACCGACACGGUGGUUGAAUUUUUGUCUCACAUCAACGAUUCCGAUACUUUACUCCGAGGCCUUUUAUGGUCGGCAGGAGCAGGGCAGGCGGCCUGUGUGAAUCUGAUUCUUCAAAGGCCAGGCGUGGACGUGAACUCCAAGUACUUCGGAGAGACCCCGCUAUUCAAAGCGUGCUGCAAACGCGGUGACAUGAAAACAAUAAAGGUACUUCUAAAAGCAGGGGCUGACCCCAACAUUCUCUGCGAUUAUCGUUCGGAUGACUACGGGGGCAUGCAAAGUAUGAUGCGAUUUCGAGAGCCGAAGCAGACUCUUGAAGCGAGGGGAUACACUGCUCUGCAUGCUCUUUGCGGAAUCAACAAGCGAAUGUUUCACGGUCCAAAAUCGAAAAAUUGUGUUUCGCUUCUUCUAGAAGCUGGUGCGAAUCUUCAUUUGAAGGCCCCAGGUGGUGAAACUGCCUUGCAUCUUGCCUGUCUAAACAACAUAGAGGUCGUGAAACUGCUAUUGAAUGCAGGUGCAGACCCAAGCGCAGAAACUGACCUCGGGCACACGAUAUUACACAGUGAUGGGUCCACGGACAAGGAAUUGAUACCUUUACUGUUAGAAUCAGGGUAUGUCGAUGUCAACGAGAUGAUGAUGAAAGUAAAAGGAAAUCCUCUCUACCUUCGGCUUGAGAGCCAUCAUCCCGAGCGAGCCCUUGAGAUCUUAAAGUACAAGCAAGAUGUCAAUAAGGCGAGACCAGAUGGGAAUCGCGCAUUACAUGUGCUUUUUGGGAAACCGAGAAUUAAUUCUGUGGACAAUGUCGUGGAUGCUUUACUUUUAGCAGGUGCUGAUCCGAAUAUGCAAAAUUUGAGAGGUGAGACACCGCUACAUUUAAUGAGGCAAUCUCCAAAGUUCGAAGCGGUCUCCAAGCUCGUCAAAGCUGGUGCAGACCUUGAGAUCCGAGAUUUGGAAGGCCAGACAGCUCUUUUUAAGAACGUCGCACUCAACAGCGCAAGUGAUGGCAAAGAUCUACUUUCUAGUACCUUGAUUGACUUAGGCGCGCGACUUGACACACGGGACAACAAGGGCAGGACUUUGUUACACCAAGCUGUUCUAAGUACUAGUUGUUUGGACUAUCUGAUACCUCGUAUGGAUUUCCAUCCUUCUAUUGCUGACAAUAAAGGAAACACACUAUUCCAUGCGGCCGCAUCGAAGAAAUCAAACUGUGACAAACUGCCAAUAUACAUCUAUCUCAAGGAGUUGGGGGUAGAUAUUGACGAGCCCAAUACUCGUGGCAAGACGGUAUUACACAAGAUGUGCGCGAGGGAGCCCAGGCUAUCUAGGUGGAAGCCUUCGGAGAAGACUGCUUUUGACUAUGUCAUCCAUGAAUGCAAGAAUUUGAAUCCUUGCGAUAUUGAUGGAGUUCAGCCAUUGCAUAUUGCAGCCGCUAUCUCUGAAGAUUAUGUGUUUAAACUUCUUGAUGCUGGGGCGGAUCCUUUCGGCACCACAAAAGAAGGCAUGACGGUACUUCAUGUUGCAGCUCGGGCCCGGCAGCCUGGUAUUAUUGGCCUGGUUCUUUCAAGACUUGCUAACCUGGAAGAUGCCGCGUUCAAGGGGUUUAUCAAUCAGAAAAGCGCAGAGGGAAAUACAGCGCUUCACUAUGCUUGCUGCGUCGGUCGUCCUGAAAGUGUGGAUUUGCUACUAGAUGCCGGCGCAGAUCCUAAUCUGCCGGGCCGAGAUGGCUUCAUGCCCCUCAGGGCAUGUGUUGAGUUUGAAGUUGAGCAAUCACGCUGGAGAAGAAUUGUUGAAACGAAAGAUGCCAAAAAGGAAAGCACUAAAGCUAAAAGAGCAGCCAGUAUCUUUCUCGGCGGCCAUGAUCUGCCACCGACUGCUGAUCCUGGUGAAGCAUUGCAGUGGCGUGGGCAUGGUAUGGGGUUGAACCCGGACUCAUCCCGUCUGGACGAAAUUCUCCAUUCUUUGGUUCUUCACGGGGCAAAGAUCACCGGGAAUGAGAGCUCCCUCCGUGAUGCAUUUCAUGCCGCUGUGUUCAAUCAACGUGACUAUACCGCCGAAAGUCUUUUGGAGUUACAGUCCUGUUUUCUUCCCAAUGCCAAUCUUCUGGAAGGGCCAGAUGGUGAGCUUUUCGCUGCCUCCAAGUCUCGUCUGGAAAAUGAAAAGACGUCUUUGAGGCAGGAAGUUAUCAAAAACAGCAGUCAGAAAGGAAAAGAAGAUGAGUUUACUCGUUUUUCACGAGCUUCCUACGUAGCUAAGCUACUGAGUCUCCGUCAAUAUCAAAUGGUGGAACAAGAAUUAUCGCAGAUGAACGUUCUCGAACUUAACCGGCUCAGUGCACGUUGCGGCGCUUCCAUCCUACACGUCCUUGCGCAAACUGGUUUGUCAAAUGUCCUCAAGCGUGUUUGUACCCGUGAGGACGCAUUAAAAUUCGAUGACCAUGAGUGGUGCAACCAAGCAGAGACUUCUACUCAUAUGCACGAAAACACCAUACAACCGCUUCUUAUGGUCGCGUGUGAUCAAAGAAUCCCGAACAUGGCAGUGGUCCGUUUUCUGGUUGAGGAAAUGGGCAUCAAUAUUAGUGCAACGAGCAGGCAGAAGAUCUUCGUCAGCAAUGGCAAGCGGAGCGAACACGUAUCAGGUAACAGCGUUCUACAUAAGAUUGCCGAGGGCAAGACUUGGUGGAAUGUACAUGAGGCACUGCCUUACCUGAUCCGCAAGGGGGCUGAUCUAGAGGUGCGCAAUGAAAGUGGGGACACCCCAUUGCAUAUUGCGGUAGAGCAAGAUAGGUACAAGGGCGUCUUCUACAAACAGGCUGUUCAAAACCUCCUGGAUGGAGGUGCUGAUGUCAACGCCGUGAACUACCAUGGGGAGUCAUGCUUGUCAAAGGCUGGUACUGAUAGUAGUCAGAUCAAGUUGCUCUUAUCAUACGGUGCUAAGGUCUCCCCAGCAGCCAUAUUCUCCGCCAUCGAGCUCCAGCAGGUUGAAUUACUUGAACUUUACCUCGCACAGGGUAAAGUCGCUAAUUUGAGGCGACCUGCUACUGAAAAGCCCGAAAGACUUUUAGAGGGAUUCAACAUUCCAGAUAGUGAGAUCUACCCUUUGUUUCAUGCGGCAAUUUGCAAAGUUCGUAAUAACCGCCUGAACGAGAACGAUCUUACCCCUUCCCGAAUACGCAUGAUGACAGCGCUGCUGCGCAAUGGUGCAGAUCCAUAUGCCACCUUUAUCAAGCUUCAUCGGAUCAAUGACAAAUCAUUCAAACAUGACACCGAAAGCGAAAGCGGUCCAGAAUCAGAGUGGAAAUCCGUAACAUGCACUGUCAUUCAUGAAAUUUUGCAGAAUGGCCGGGUCGCCAAGCCACUACUUGACCUCCCAUCCCUUCAGCUUGAAGUACGCGAUGCCAGUGGCCAAACGUUGCUUCUUGCGGCUUCUCGAGGCCGGAUAAACCAACUUGAAGAACUUCUCACCCGCGGAGCAGACGUUACCGCCCAGGAUCAAACAGGCAAAACAAUUGCCCACAAUCUCAUGGGACAUAAGCCCAACGAGACAAAUCACAAGUGCCUCAAGGCUGUUUUCAGUAAGACACCAAAGUUAGUCCACACGCCUGACAUAGCUGGUGAUACUCCACUCCAUUACGUCCUGAAAGCACAGGAGAUAUACCUUGAUCACAUCGACCUACUGCUCGAACACGGCGCCGACCCGCUCAUCCCGGACUCGAAUGGGAACACCGCCCUUCACGUCUUUGCUAAAGACCCCCUUACCUACAAAAAACGCAUUGAACAAUUUCGAGGUCUUGGUGUGGACAUUAACGCACGCAACAAAAAGGGCGAUUCCCCACUCUUCGAGUAUAUCGCACACGGCCCGCUGGGAGGUGGGUUUUGGAUGGGUUUUAUCAAAGAAGCAAACGAGAAACUUGACGACAUCCACCACUUGCGAUUUUUCAAGGAAGCUGGAGCUGAUUUCUUUGUACUUAAUAAUGUGGGGUCGUCGCUGCUUCAUGUUUUGGCUGGCCGAAUAAUUCGUCCCAGAGGUAUUACGCGAAGUGAGGAAGCGAUGGCAGUGCCGAUUGAGAAAGUUGUGAGCUGGUUCAAAUUUUUGACAGGCUUGGGCUUGGAUCCUAUGCUUGAAGAUGCUCAACAGCGGACAUGUUUGGAUGUGGCUGCUGCUUGUGGCAAUGAGCAUAUUUUGAAGUUGUUUCAGGAGACGCCACCUGAGUGA